Colletotrichum destructivum is the source of this 2050-nucleotide messenger RNA. RefSeq names its product Putative cutinase/acetylxylan esterase, alpha/Beta hydrolase, cutinase, serine active. The record is from RefSeq and is a predicted model, not a curated record. The coding region runs from base 799 to 1734 and encodes 311 amino acids. The transcript is spliced from 4 exons. NCBI's taxonomy places the organism in Eukaryota, Fungi, Ascomycota, Sordariomycetes, Glomerellales, Glomerellaceae. Gene Ontology annotation, molecular function: cutinase activity. Gene Ontology annotation, biological process: carbohydrate catabolic process. Gene Ontology annotation, cellular component: extracellular region.
UUCGACGGGGUCUCUCAUCUCACCGCCGUCCGAGUGCAAAGUCGAACCCAGACGCUCUACGGCCUUGGGCUCAUGAGAAGAGGGAACCCUGAGAGGAUGCAGAGGGGCGCGGUGGAGAAUCGGGUUAAAGACGUAGGCAUAACGACUGCAUUGAGAAGAAGGCAGCAGACUUGGAGUAGCGAUUUCGAGCAGUGCGUCCCCGAACCUCGGACCAAGGUAUUUCCAAAUACUUCAAUGAGGGGCAUGCUGCCAAUCUCGAAUACGCGAGUCCGAACACAGCGUUUGCGCUGUCAUUGGGCUCUAAAUCGAUCCGUUGUCGACUUCAGAUGGUUUCAACGCGACACAUUCUCGCCGUCGCCCGCAGCGCUGUGAAACGCCUUCGCUUACGGCUAUACGGAGCGGAGCGGAGCGUGCGGCUUCGGGGUCAUCUUCUCAGCGAUUCCCCUCCCAUGCGGGUGUUUCUGGGCGUUUGGGGGCGGAUAGGUAAGUACGCAAUGGUCGUCGUGGGACACGUCGUUUUGCUUGUUCGCGGUCCAUGUGGUUAUGACGCCUCCUCCCACCCACGUCUCACGGUCGUAUCCAAGCUUUGAAAUACCCUGAACAACCCCCUUUCUCCUUUUGGCUCCUCAACUGCUUUCAGAUAUUCUUGGACAACUAGGAUCUUGGUUACCCUGCGACUCUAGGGAUUGGACUUGGCCUUCUUGUACACCCGCGACAUCACCCUUGUAAUACAAACGGAACACCCACCUGUUCCCUUUCUUGUUGUGCAUAUUUAUCACCAGGGGGAAAGGCGGCCCGAUGAGGCCGUCUCCGGUCAUUCUCUUGUCGGCGGCAUUGCUGUGCCAGCAGACAACGGCACUGUCGCUGCCGAAGAACCGUGAGCGGGACCUGUCGAGCCUGCUCUCGGGGAAACUCGACGUCCUUGAUCUCCUCGACAGGGUGCCCGGCGCAGUAGAUAAGGUCGUCAACACUACGAUCCUCGUUGUGAGAGCGCUAAGGGAGACCGUUACGGAGAAUGGGAUCACUCAAGACGAUUUGAACACUGCGCUGGGCAUCAACAGCACCACAGGCUUGCCCGUAGGAAACUCGACGUCGUCGGCCGUGACGUGUCCGGACGUUGCUGUUAUCUUUGCAAGGGGGACAAAUGAGCCAGGCAACGUGGGCUUCCUCACGGGUCCGCCCUUCUUCGACGCCCUCCGGACAUACAUGAACGGUACCGGAACCAUCUCCAUCCAGGGCGUCAAUCAGUACCCCGCGGACCCACCGGGCUUCUUCGCGGGCGGCUCCACGACAGGCGCUACCUCGGCCGCGGCGGUCGCCUCCCGCACGCUGUCCAUGUGCCCCAACACGCGCCUCACGGUGUCGGGCUAUUCGCAGGGCUCGCAGGUGGCCCGCCUCGCCAUUGCGCAGCUGCCGCCCAACCAGCAGGCUCGCAUCGCGAGCGUCGUCCUGUUCGGCGACCCGCUCGGCGGCGCGGCGGUCCCCGGCGUCGACGGCACGCGCCUGCUCGUUGUCUGCCACACGGGCGACAACAUCUGCCAGGGCGGCAACUUCAUCUUCUCGCCGCACCUUGACUACAGCCUCGACGCGCCGACGGCAGCGCUCUUCGUGAUGCAGAGGAGCAGACUCGGCCUCGCGAGCCGGGACGCCCAGAACGAGGGCAUGGGCGCGACGGUGGUCGGCACGGUGCAAGGAAUCAUGCAGUCUCCCAAGAACGGGAUAGCGAGCGAUUAGACACACGGGUAUCUCCUGUCUUUCCUUUACCUCGUCUCAUUUUUUCCGCCGCAAAGAGAUGGCGUUUCCAUGUAUGUAUGUCGUAAGAUCACGAAGCGCCUUGGUUUCCCAUCUUCAUUCCUCAAUUGCGUAGCUAUUAUUGGGCUGUAUGUAAAUGAGAACGAGCAGAGAAGACGAACAGUUGUAUCGAUACACUCCCCCGUUUGCGAUGAAAUGGGUAGGUCCAAGCCGCAAGAAAUCAUGGUCGCUUAAGAAUGCCGGCCUCCCCAUCGCAACAAAUGCACAUGUCUAGCUGAGUUUUGUACACGGUAUAACU